Nycticebus coucang (slow loris) is the source of this 4939-nucleotide messenger RNA. It is a transcript of the gene NFXL1, whose product is annotated as nuclear transcription factor, X-box binding like 1. Gene Ontology annotation, biological process: regulation of DNA-templated transcription. Gene Ontology annotation, cellular component: nucleus. NCBI's taxonomy places the organism in Eukaryota, Metazoa, Chordata, Mammalia, Primates, Lorisidae. Gene Ontology annotation, molecular function: zinc ion binding; DNA-binding transcription factor activity, RNA polymerase II-specific; RNA polymerase II transcription regulatory region sequence-specific DNA binding. The coding region runs from base 1018 to 3771 and encodes 917 amino acids. The transcript has 23 exons. The record is from RefSeq and is a predicted model, not a curated record.
GCUCAAGCUAGACCUCCCAUUUGAUCCUGCAAUCCCAUUACUGGGCAUCUACCCAGAAGGAAAAAAAUCCUUUUAUCAUAAGGACACUUGUACUAGACUGUUUAUUGCAGCUCAAUUUACAAUCGCCAAAAUGUGGAAACAGCCUAAAUGCCCACCAACCCAGGAAUGGAUUCACUUUCUUAUUUAUUUAUUUAGUUAUGUACGAUUACUAGAGAUAACUAAAGAUGUCAGGGACAAAAACCUCCUGCCUUCUUAAUGAAUGAUCCUUGUUAUGGAUUAACCUCCCCCUUGCUGCUUUAUCUUAGACCAGAUAUUAGAAAAACACAUGACUAUUACACUUACUGUAAAAAAUGUUCCUUCUCGAAAAGGAGGAACAAUAUAUAUAAUCAAUCAAAUCAUUGGAAAAAUGUAGUAAUCCUGCUAAAAACUCCUGUGACUAUAAAAAUGAAACCUUAACUUCCGUACUUCAGAAGGUAGACUCCAUUCCUUGAAGCUAGGGUUUCCCCCUGGGCUAGCCUCAAACUUUGCAUUUGAAUAAACUUUCCUUAAAUUAGACUUUGACUCUUUCGGUUAUUUUAGGUUGACACCUGAAACGGUAACGUUUGCAACGGUAAGGAUGGCUGAGAGCAAAUUAGAGACAAAUCCCGAUACACAGCUAGCUGAGUUAGGGCCGGUAAAAAGCAGCACAUUGAGAGCUGUGGCUGGCAAAAAGAUGCAUAUUGAGAGGUGGGGGCACCUCCCCGCGCGCGCUGCUCCGGCGGUCCGCCCCUCCGGAGCCCCAGAGCACGCCGGGAGUUGUAGUUCCCAACGCCCGUCUAAAUCUGCGCACGCGCCCGGAGGCCCCUUCCCCCGCCCCUCUCCCGGAUAAGGAAGCGGCCAGUACUGCCACGCGUUCUGCGGCCCGAGGGCGGGGCCUUCUGGGAGUUGUAGUCGCUGGGGGCGGGCGUCGUCGGUAAGGAGACGUAGCUUUCCGUGGGGUCCGCUACUGCAGUAGGUUCCCGGCGGGAGCUGCAGGGGAUGGAAGCUUCCUGGCGCCAGGUGGCCGGUGGCCGAGGCCGAGCCCGAGCCCGAGGACGGGCCACUGCAGCCCCCUCCUCAGGAAAUGGAGUCCAUGUCCGCGGCGCCGGGGGAGGGCGAGAGAAGGGGUCGGUGGGCUCCCUUCAUUCUGGCCCCAGCCCCGGAGGAGCCGCGGCCGCCGCGGCUGCAGGUAGCAGGCACAGCCCCGCGGGAUCUGCGGCGCCGCAGACUUCGGCAGCCAGCGAGCUAAUGUCUCAGAGGAAAUUUGAAGAAAUCAAGAAGGCUAAUCAAGCUGCAGCCAAAAAACUUGUUGAAGAGCAGUUUAGCUCUUCAUCCGAAGAUGAAGGAGAUGAAGAUUUUGAAGGGAAACAGGGAAAAAUAGUUGCUAACACAUUUAUAACAUAUACCACUCAGACAGAUGGAGAUACACGUGAGCUGGAGCGAACAAAGCAGUAUGUGAAUGAAGCUUUUCAAGCAGGGGCCAUGACGUGCUUAAUUUGCAUUGCUUCAGUGAAGAGAAACCAAGCAGUUUGGAGCUGUUCAGGAUGUUUCUGUAUAUUUCAUAUGCCCUGUAUCCAGAAGUGGGCUAAAGAUAGCCAGUUUCUUGUAUCUUCUCCUUUGACAGAUGAUGAUUUUGGAAAGAGAGAUUAUCCCUGGCCUUGUCCGAAAUGUAGGUUUGAAUACAAACGGUCUGAAACACCUAGUAGGUACUAUUGCUACUGUGGGAAGGUAGAAGACCCACCUUUGGAUCCGUGGCUCGUGCCUCAUUCAUGUGGCCAAGUGUGUGAGAGAGAGUUUAAACCUCCUUGUGGCCAUAAGUGUUUACUUCUCUGUCAUCCAGGGCCCUGCCCUCCUUGUCCAAAGACGGUCACAACUACCUGUUACUGUAAGAAAGCAAAACCUAUCCCUCGUAGGUGCAGUGCCAAGGAAUGGUCCUGCCAGCUGCCAUGUGGACGGAAGUUGCUUUGUGGACAACAUAAGUGUGAAAAUCCUUGUCAUGCAGGAAGUUGUCAGCCCUGUCCAAGAGUUAGUAGACAAAAGUGUGUCUGUGGCAAAAAAGUAGCUGAAAGAAGCUGUUCAAGUCCCCUGUGGCACUGUGAUCAAGUAUGUGGGAGAACUCUGCCCUGUGGUAAUCAUACAUGUGAGCAAGUUUGCCAUGUUGGUGCUUGUGGAGAAUGUCCUCGAUCUGGGAAAAGGUUCUGUCCAUGUCAGAAAUCAAGGUUUUCUUUGCCUUGUACAGAAGAUGUACCAACUUGUGGGGACAGUUGUGACAAAGUACUUGAAUGCGGAAUCCAUAGAUGUUCACAGCGUUGUCACCGAGGUCCUUGUGAAACAUGUAGACAAGAAGUGGAAAAGCAUUGUCGCUGUGGCAAACACACCAAGCGAAUGCCGUGUCAUAGACCUUAUCUGUGCGAAACUAAGUGUGUGAAGAUGCGUGACUGUCAGAAGCAUCAGUGCAGGAGGAAGUGUUGCCCCGGAAACUGUCCACCUUGUGACCAAAACUGUGGACGGACUUUAGGAUGUAGAAACCAUAAGUGUCCAUCUGUCUGUCACAGAGGCAGUUGCUAUCCCUGCCCAGAAACUGUGGAUGUGAAGUGUAAUUGUGGUAAUUCAAAGGUGACAGUGCCCUGUGGCCGAGAACGCACCACAAGACCACCCAAGUGCAAAGAGCUGUGCAGUCGAUCACCAACUUGUCAUCAUACAAGUCAAGAAAGACAUCGCUGUCACUUUGGAUCCUGUCCACCAUGUCAUCAACCUUGCCAAAAAGUUUUGGAGAAAUGUGGUCACUUGUGUCCUGUUCCAUGUCAUGAUCAAGCAUUAGUAAAGCAGACUGGCAGGCAGCAGCCUACGGUUCCUUGGGAACAGCCUUCUGAGCCAACAUUUAUUCAGACUGCGUUACCUUGUCCUCCAUGCCUAGUUCCUAUUCCUAUGGAAUGUCUUGGGAAACAUGAGGUGAGUCCACUCCCAUGCCAUGCUGUAGGACCAUACUCUUGUAAGAGAGUUUGUGGACGAACUUUAGAUUGUCAGAAUCAUACGUGUAUGAAAGAAUGCCACGAGGUAACCGAAGUGGAUGGCUGUACUGGCAAAAACAAGGCUGGCCCAGAAUGCCUUCAUUGUGAGGAAGGGUGCUCUAAGUCACGGCCACCAGGCUGUCCUCACCCUUGUGUUUUGCCAUGUCACCCUGGAGAAUGUCCCCCUUGUGUUCAAAUGCUUAGAAUAAAAUGUCACUGUAAGAUAACAAGCCUUUAUGUGGAGUGUAGAAAAAUAACCACAGCUGAUGAAAAUGGAAAGACUCUCCUCAGUUGUUGCAAAAAUCAGUGCCCUAAAGAGCUUCCUUGUGGUCAUAGAUGCAAAGAGAUGUGUCAUCCUGGUGAAUGUCCCUUUAAUUGCAACCAGAAGGUAAAACUUAGAUGUCCUUGUAAAAGAAUAAAAAAGGAAUUGCAAUGCAGUAAAGUACGUGAAAAUCAGGUUUCAAUAGAAUGUGACUCAACAUGCAAAGAGAUGAAGCGGAAAGCCUCUGAGAUAAAAGAAGCAGAAGCUAAGGCUGCUCUUGAAGAAGAAAAACGAAGACAACAGGCUGAACUAGAGGCUUUUGAAAACAGACUGAAGGGUCGUCGGAAGAAGAACAGGAAAAGAGAUGAAGUGGCGGUUGAGCUCUCGCCGUGGCAAAAAUAUAAAUACUAUCUUCUGUCAGCGUGUGGGGUUUCUGUGGCAGUGUUGUUGGCAUGGUAUAUCGCCCAUGAUGUGGAUUAAAAAUGUUUUGAUCUUUUAAUAUGCCUCAAAUUGGAUUUACUUAUAUUGUUAAAUUUGUAAUAUUAGAAAAUAUCUAUUGUAGAACCUGAUGUAUAUGCACAUUCAUCUCUGUAUUUUCUUCUAGCUGUUGUUAGAAGGACAGAAUGCUAAGCUUUAUCCUAAUUAGUAUAUUGGGAAGGGCAAUACAACACUGUUUAAAGUAAAAGUAUGACAAAUUGUAGUUUAUAAAGCUUAGCGAGUAGCAGAGUAACAUGUUUGUUGUUCAUUGGGUUUCAUUGAUUUGUUGUUUCGAUUGAUAUCUCAAACCAACGAUUUUUUUUUUUUUUUUGUAAACCCAGCCAUAUGUGCAGUAAGAGGAAUAUUUCUCAAUGCUUUGGUUACUUAUUAAAGGAUACUUUUCUUGAUCAUGUAACUUUGUACUUUCUUAAAAAAGCAAUUCUCUAAAAGACCUCUUAAGUUAUAACACGAAUCUAUAUAAUUAGAUUCCAUAAGUUGGUUUAUUAGUGAAGAUUUAUAUCAGUCAUUGAAAUAAAUUUCACAUGCUAUGUUCCCCAGGAAUGUAAUUGUUUUCAACAAAUGCCAGGUUGCAUUCCUCACAUGUGGCUAUUUCUUAUGUAAGAAGCAUUUAAUUGAAGUUGACAUGUUUUGUAAAUUUGUGUCUUUUCAAAAUAAUAAUAAAAGGAAAUCCAGUAUUUAUCAACAAUGUGUGCUGAGCACAGGGUUACAAGCUUUAUGUACUUUAUUUUCAUUUCUAUCACAAUCCUUAGUAGAUUUUAGCUGGAAAUGAUCAAUUUCUACAAAAACAAACUGAGAGAAAUAUCACUAAGUCCUAUCUCUUUGAAUUAUAAUUCAUUUUAAAUAGUUUUAUACAAUUGUUUUCAUUAAAUUUUUUCAUACUGAAUUUAUAAUGGAGAGUAUUUAUUAACAUUAAAAUAUUCAAGAGCCCUGAGUGGGGCAUGAGGUUGCUGCAGAAACUGCUCAUGAUCAGCUGACGUGGGGUGAAUGAAACAGGACAGAGGAGAAAAUUACAUUCUUUAAGGUCAAAAUGAAGUUAAAUUGUGUUUGAACACUUACACUAAUUUGUUCUGAAGGAGAUAAAGUAGCAUAUAUUGUCUUUUUUGCUUCAAUCUGAGGCAAUGAAAGAAGGAAUGGAAAGUUACCAAAUAAA